AUGCUCCCGCGAACAGUAGGCGUCAUUGCUCUAGACUAUGCUCCUCUGAUUCCUUCGCACGAAACAACAAGAGUAGCACUCAAGAAGCAACACACAGACGAACGGGCAACACGAGAACACCAGCCACAAUCAUGGCUACCCCACUCCCCAGCUCCUAGCACGCCCUGUUUACCCCCAUUCCCCUGUUUCUAAUUUCCCCGGCCUCUGUUGUUGUACUUGAGAAGUGCGGAUGCAGCCACGCGGUCGCUAAAACUGCUCUCCUGCCUUGCAUCCAUACAAGCACGCAGGAUGGAAAAAACACGUCGAGGACGGUUGGAGCAAAGCGAUGUCUUUCGCAACUUGAUACCAUUGAGAAAUGUUCUCUAUUGCCUAUUGUCAUGCCAGAAUGCCCACAAGUCGUAGCUGGUGUCAACUCCAGAAGCAGCGAUAUUUUAGUCAACCAUCUGAUCUUUUUUAGUCUUGCGUGACGUGCGGUGUUGUGGGUCGUCAUCAUCCGAGCUGCUUGCAGCGAUCGCCAUACGACAAGAAUCGAUCCGGCAGUUGCCAUGGGUGAAGAUCGGAUAUCGUGGAUCGCGGUCUGCUUUCUGCCUUCGCUAGUUGUGCUGUGCUGCUGUGCUGUGGUCUUUCGUCUUUGGUCGGUGGUCUGGUUGUCUGCGGUCUGUGGUUCAGCUGUUCAGCUGUUGUGCUGUUCUCUUGGCUCUU
This is a messenger RNA of Ectocarpus sp. CCAP 1310/34, 702 nucleotides long. NCBI's taxonomy places the organism in Eukaryota, Phaeophyceae, Ectocarpales, Ectocarpaceae. The record is from the annotation of a GenBank genome assembly.